GGACCCACACACACACACAAACACACUCUCACCUUCCCUUAAUCACAAACCCUUUCUUAAUUCUUUUCUUUUACUAAUUUAUUUAUUCAUUUUUUCAAUUAUUAUUCUUCUUCUUCAAAGGGUUUUCUUUCUUCUUCUAAGCUUUUUCACUCUCUCUAAUGGCGGACGAAUUCUGUAGAGCCGUCGACGACGGAAUGAAGCUCUCUAAACGCAUAUACUUCGGGAAAGACAGAGCCGUUGCGCCGCCGAAGCUACCAACCUUAAUGGAAAGGUCAACAAACGCACUUCUUCCUAAAGCACCAAUGGUUUAUGCAGUUAUCUCCGAUCCAGCGAUCGUAGAUAAUCCAGAUAUCGCUAGCUACCAACCACACGUCUAUGGACGCUGUGAUCCUCCGGCACUUAUUCCGCUUCAGAUGAACGCAAUUGAAAUGGAAAUUGAUUGUUAUCUUGAUACUGCUAUUAUCACCGUCUCCGGUACUUGGAGACUCCAUUGCAUUACCGGUAGCAGCUCCUGUGAUUGCCGUCUCGCCAUUCCAAUCGGCCACGAGGGUUCAAUUCUAGGUGUUGAGGUUAAUGCUAUGAGAAAAUCUUAUUCUACUCAACUGGUAGUUAUGGAUGAAAAUCAAAGUGCUACACAAGCUCAAAAUGGAGGAUUUCUUAAAUCAAAUAUAUUUAUGUUAACUAUACCAGAGAUUGAUGGGGGUUCAAAUUUAUCGAUUAAAAUUAAUUGGUCUCAGAAAGUAGUAUGCUCCAAUGGCGAGUACUCUUUGAAUGUGCCGUUUACCUUUCCUGAAUUUAUAAACCCUGCUGGGAAGAGAAUGGCUAAAAGAGAAAAGAUACGACUGAAUGUUGAUGUUGUUGCUGGAAGUGAGCUUCUGUUCAAAACAACAAGCCAUCCUCUACAGGAAGUGAGGCGUCAAGCUGGGAGUAUAGGUUUCUUAUGUGAUAACGAUGUUCUCUCAUGGUCAAAAGAUGAUUUUAGCUUUUCUUAUGCAGUGUCGUCAAGUCGUAUAAAUGGUGGCGUUCUCUUGGAAUCUGCAUCUGUGCAUGAUUUCGAUCAAAGAGAGAUGUUCUACAUAUAUCUUUCUCCUGGAGAUAUUCAGCAUAAGAAGAUAUUCAAAAAGGAGAUAAUAUUCAUCAUAGACAUCAGUGGAAGCAUGCAGGGAAAGCUAAUGGAUGACACAAAGAAUGCAUUACUGUCUGCUCUCGCUAAGCUUAAUCCCGAUGAUUUGUUUACAAUUAUAGCCUUUAAUGGAGAGAGUCAUCUAUUUUCAAAAUCAAUGGAAUUGGCUUCCAAUGAUGCUGUAGAAAGGGCCAAUGAGUGGAUCAACACGAACUUUGUUGCUGGAGGCGGUACAAAUAUUUCACAUCCGUUAAAUACGGCAAUAGAAAUGCUAUCAGGUGCUCGAAGUUCAGUUCCGAUAAUUUUCCUAGUUACAGAUGGAACUGUUGAAGACGAGAGACAAAUUUGUGAUAUGGUAAAAAAUCAUAUGAUCAAUGGAGAGUCAAUAUGCCCUCGAAUAUACACUUUUGGUAUAGGUUCAUUCUGCAAUCAUUAUUUCUUGCGGAUGCUUGCUAUGAUUGGUAGGGGCCAAUAUGAUGCUGCACUGGAUGUGGAUUUGAUUGAGCCUCGAAUGCUGUCAUUGUUUGAAAAAGCUUCAUCGCUCAUUCUUGCAAAUAUCAAAAUGGACAUGUUGGAUGAAAUCGAUCUUGUUGAGGUAUUCCCUUCCCAUAUCCCGGAUCUUUCGUCAGAGGGUCCAUUGGUUUUAUCCGGCAGAUACAAGGGAAAUUUUCCUGAAACUCUCAAAGUCAAAGGCAUCAUGGCUGAUUUCAGUAAUUUUGAGAUAGAUUUGAAGAUACAAAAGGAUAAGGGCAUACCUGUACAAAGGGUUUCGGCAAGAGAUCAAAUACAACUUCUUACUGCUCAGGCAUGGCUUUCAGAAAAUAAACAAUUAGAACAAAAGGUCGCAAAACUGAGCUUGCAGACUGGCUUUACAUCUGAGUAUACCUGUAUGAUUAUGCUUGAGACUGAUCAUCUAAAGAAAAUCAAGGAAUCAUCUGGAUCCAAAGAAGUGUUAAAAAAGAAACUUUCUAAGCACGAUGCAAAUGUCCAAGGACAGAGGACGAUUCUACUCCCACACGUAGGUAUUGGCUUUGGCGACUUGAAAGCAACAGCUGAAAAUACUCCUCCAGGAUAUGAAACGAAGCCUGAAAUGGCUGAAAUCUUUAAAGCAGCCUCAAAUUGCGUUGACACCGUGUGUGGUUACUGUUGCUGUAUGUGCUGCGUCCAAUGCUUUUCCAGGAUGAACAACCAAUGCUUAACUGUACUGAACCAGCUAUGCAUUGGUUUGGGAUGCCUCGCCUGCCUUGAAUGUUGUUCACAUAUAUGCUGUUGUGGAGACGACAACUGAAAUCGACUCAGUUUCAAGAUUAUUGUAUUUUACCGCAUAUAAAUUGCUAUGAAUAUAGUUGUUCUUUUGGAAAUAUGUAUAUGAGUAAGUCUUCUGUUACUAUUUGCCGGUUGCUUUUCUUGUGUAUAGAUUUUUAAGGAUAGUCGUGCAAGUUUAUACUUGCAACAGAAAGUAAACUUUGCCUAGAAAGAAGAAUUUAUACAAGGUACAUUGCCAACAAUUUUCUGUUGAA
Molecule: messenger RNA, 2643 nt
Organism: Trifolium pratense (red clover)
Lineage: Eukaryota; Viridiplantae; Streptophyta; Magnoliopsida; Fabales; Fabaceae
Product: inter alpha-trypsin inhibitor, heavy chain 4
Exons: 13
Coding region: 159-2411 (750 amino acids)
Source: RefSeq, a predicted model, not a curated record